Molecule: messenger RNA, 801 nt
Organism: Microtus ochrogaster (prairie vole)
Lineage: Eukaryota; Metazoa; Chordata; Mammalia; Rodentia; Cricetidae
Product: CD209 antigen-like protein D
Exons: 6
Source: RefSeq, a predicted model, not a curated record
AUGGGUCAGCUAAAUGGUCACUGGAUAAAGGCACUUGCCUCUAAUCCUACUGGCCCGAAUCUGACCCCCAGAUCCCACAUAGUGAAAGGAGAAAAUGAACUCCCAGGUUCCAUGGAUUUCUUUGCUACCUAUGAAGACUAUUCUGAGGAUGAAGAAUGCUUGAUCAGUGGCACCAGGGAUUCUGCUGUCACCUCUGGAUGACGACCAAACUUUGCAAGCAACCACAUGGCAGAGUAUCGGAAGCACAGCUGCAACCCCUUGGUCCUGCAGUUGCUCUCGAACUUCCUGUUCUUAGCUUGGCUUCUGCUGAUCAUUCUUGCCCUAGUCUCAAAGGUCCCCAGCUCCCAGAGUCAAGACAAAAUCUACCAGGAGCUCAGGCAGCUGAAGACUGAAGUACACGAUGACUUGUGUCAACCCUGUCAAAGGGACUGUGUGUUCUUUCGUGGAAACUGUUGUGUCUUCUCCAAGUCCCAAUGAAACUGGUACAACUCCAUCACUGCCUGCCUGGAAGAGGGGGCCCAGAUGGUCAUCAUAGAGACUGAGGGGGAGCAGUGUUGGAAUAAAGAGGAGCCCAACAAUGUCGAGGAUGAAGAUGGCACAGAGUUCUCUAGGGAUGGCUGGAAUGAUCUCAAAUGUGAUGCCCUAAAUUUCUGGAUCUACAAGAAAGCUUUAACUUCAUCAUGCACCACCAAACAAAAGCCAGUUCAUCUCAGCCUCUGCAUCCCAAAUUCCAGUAUCAGGAGGAUGAACUUGACUUGUGUCCAUGUCCUUUCUCCUUGUUUGUUGGCCUUGAGGUGUUAA